Molecule: messenger RNA, 477 nt
Organism: Fusarium venenatum
Lineage: Eukaryota; Fungi; Ascomycota; Sordariomycetes; Hypocreales; Nectriaceae
Source: RefSeq, a predicted model, not a curated record
AUGACUUCCUCAAAUCUCAGAGAGUCAAUCGAACGUACCGCCAGGCAAUUCUUUGCCGCGUAUGUCGAGAGUGGUGAAAAGAAUGACCCAAGUAUCAUCAACCGCGACGUCGACGAAAACUGCAAACGUUACUACCGUCCUCUCUCCCUAUGCGAUUUCUUCGGAGUUCCUGGGGACUGGUCCCAUGACAACAAGGCUUAUGAGAGCGUAAUCACCAACAAUCUCACUAAGGGAUCCCUCAAGACUUGCGAAGUGUCAAACUUGACAAUCGAUGUCGAUAUUCGCCGAGUAGCGGCCACAACCCAAUCCGAUAUGGUGUUCAAAGAUGGCGAGUCUUUUAUUAUGGAGCAUGCUUGGACUUUGGACUUUAAUGAUGACGGAUCAAAGAUUGUUAGAGUUGUUGAGUUUUGCGACCAGUUGGCUACGCGAAGGAUGGUGACAAAGGUGUAUCCCGAGAAGUUUGGUAACGCCGAGUAG